CCCAUUUACAAUGAAGUCUAUGAGUUAAUCUUCAUUACAAGAUGCGUGACAAAGGUUGUACUAUUUUUUCCGUAGUAACUUGUUUGUUUUUCAGUUUUCAACUAUGUACAGGGAUAUACAUACCAAUUCAAGAAGAAUCGCGUCCUGCGUACACUGCAGGUAUAAAAACCACUUCUAGAAAACAAUGGAACCCGAAUACUCUUCAAAACUACAGUAAAGUUAUUUUACACAAUAGACCGGAUUCGCCUGCGGCUCAAUAUGUCAUAACUCAGGCACAAGAGGUUCAACAUGUUUAUCCUGUAUAUGUAAAUAACGCUCAUACUUAUGGCCAAAGACCUCAACAACACGAUAACAUUUUACAAACCCAAUCUCAUAAAGAAAUCAAUGCAGGACUCAUAGGAUUUUCUACAACACAACCAAACCGAACAAUUAUAAAGAGAAAAAUCGAAACAAAGACUUUGGAAAUUUAUAAAAAAUGUCCUCCAGGAGCAACUGGGCAAUUUAUUUACUCACUAUCCUGUAACCAAUUCUUAAAUUGCUGGAAAGGUAGAGGCACUGUGCAGAACUGCGCGCCAGGAACCCUUUUCAAUCCAAAAACUUUAGAAUGUGACUUUCCCGACAAAGUAGAAUGUGUAUCAGGUCCCCGUUCAAACACGUUACAAAGCUUACGAGUUGAAAAAUCCGUAGAACAGGCAUCUUGCCCAGAAGGUUUUUCCGGAAUUAUUCCCGAUUACUUUGAUUGUUCUAAAUUUAUAAAUUGCAAUAAUGGCCAACCCAACAAAAUGGACUGCGCACCAGGAACGCUUUUUGAUAUGAAUAAAAAUAUGUGCGAUUAUCCUCAUAAAACUUCAUGUUUCAAUGGAGAAAAUGCCAUUGAUGUACGUACGCAACCCCAUACAAAUAAUCAAGAUAACUAUGAAAACUGUCAACACAACAACUGUAGACAGAGUUCACAGUAUGCCAAUCAACAGACUGACUACUCCUCUCAUACUACUGGAUACAAUGGUCAACACCAUAUUAUUCAGACCCAAACAUCUUGUAAUCCUCAAACAAAAAAUUGCAGACAAGCUAAUGGACAAGGAUCAACAACUUACGAAGAAGGUUCGAUUUAUGGUCAAGGAUUAACGUACGGACAAGGGUCAACUGAUGGACAAGAAUCAACUCGCGGGGAAGGAUUAACUCAUGGCCAAGGAUCAACUUAUGGACAAGGAUUACUUCAUGGACAGGGAUCAAAUUAUGGACAACACACAUCUCAAGGAACGGGCUAUGGACAAACUGGAAACAAUUUAGGGACAGGCCAAACCACCAUUUACACACAAACAAUUCAACAUUCUUGUAACCCAUCUGUUGAAGACUGUGGGCAAACGACUGAUGACAGUACGGAUUUCAAUCAAAAUGCGAAUAAAUUGGGACAGGGUUCUUACGGACAAUCACAAACAGUAACAUAUACUUCUGGAUGUAACCCAGCCACUCAAAAUUGCCAACAAACACAAAAUGUUGAUCAAAGUACAAUUCACAAAUGUAAUCCUCUUACUCAAUAUUGUCCUGGCCAAAGCACCGUAAGCGGUAAUGAUUUGCAUACAGGUCAAACUAUAAUUCAUGAACAUCAAGCUACUCAUGGUUGUAAUCCACAAACACAAAACUGUGGACAACUAAACAAUCUAAAACCUAACAUUAUUUACACCCAAAUUGUUACUCCGAAAUGCGAUCCUAGAACUCAAAAUUGUCAGUAUCAAGGACAACAAUCAACCGGAAAUCAAAAUAGCUAUGGACAAACCAUAGUUAAACAAGAAAAUACUGGACAACAUACAGAUGACAGCUUUGAUGGAAAUACAGUAAUUGGAGAGAAACCAAAUGUUGGGCAUAACUGUAAUCCAGCCAUCCACGACUGUGCUAGUUAUAUACGAAAUCAAAAUUCUGGAAACAAUGAUUACUAUACUACAGAAAUUGGACAAAAACCAAAUAUUGGGCAACAAAAUGAGUAUUUAGGCAAUGCACAUGGUGAGUUAGGUAGGCAUAACUGUAAUCCAGCCAUCCACGAUUGUGCUAGUUAUAUACGAAACCAAAAUUCUGGAAACAAUGGUUACUAUACUACAGUUAUUGGACAGAAACCAAAUGUUGCGCAACAAAAUGAGUAUUUGGGCAAUGCACAUGGUGAGUUAGGUAGGCAUAACUGUAAUCCAGCCGUCCACGAUUGUGCUAGUUAUAUACGAAACCAAAAUUCUGGCAACAAUGGUUACUAUGGGCAAGGUCAACAUGAAUUAAACAGAAACAAUUGCAAUCCAGCAGUUCAGAAUUGCGAUCAAUACGUUGGACAAAGUACUUCUACUACUUAUACGCAUACAAAUGGACCUUCUGGGCAAAAUUUAAAUAGUGGAUACGGUCAAACUGUCGAUACAACUUAUACACAGACUAACAACCUAGAAAAUGGUGAUAAUUCACAAUUUGUAAGCAAUUGUAAUCCUUUUCUACAAAAAUGUAAUACAGGUACUGAACAAAACAGUUACCACCAAUCUACUGUAAUCCAGUCAAAUAAACCACAAUCUGGCGGAAAAUUUAUUUGUAAUCUCUCAGAACCAAAUUGUGGACGUGGUCAAAAAUCUGAAGACUCUGAGCAAACGCAAAUACAACCCAAUUACGGAAAAAUUUGCAAUGUAAAUGAUAAAAACUGUAAACAAACACAAUGGACUGCUUCGACUAUAACAAAAGGGGUAACAAAUCCACAACCUAUAUGUCCAAAUGGAGCCGCUGGAAUGCACAAACAUCCUACGGAUUGCAAAAAAUAUUUGUCUUGUGGUAGCGGAGAAACUUUUGUAAUGGAUUGCGCAGCUGGUACACUAUUUAACACCAAAACGGGAAUGUGUGAUUUUCCUUACAAUGUAAAAUGUGAAAUAACCGCCCCUAAUACCAAUUCAGGUUCUGAUAAUAACUGGCAAAACCAGUAUGAAAAUAAUGGAAUAGAUGGUGAGGAAACUAAUCUGCAUGGUAGGAUUGAAACUACUACGAAAUUGAAUAAUCAGAACUGGAAUCAACAAUCUAACAAUAACUGGAAUCAGCAUACCAACAAUGACUGGGGUAAACACACUAACAAUAACCAGGGACAAUCCCCGAAUAAUAACUGGAACCAACAUACUCUCAACAAAGGCCAACAGACGGAUAAUAAUGGCCAACAUACGCAUAAAACAGGUCAAAAGGCUAAUGACUGGGGUCAACAGACUGAAGAUAACUGGGGUCAACAAACUGACAAUCGAGAUACAGUUACAGAUAGCACAAGAGGUCAUAAUGGUUACGUUAAAAUACCCAAUCAAAAGACUAACGACUAUGAUGACGUAUAUAACCCCAAUGAGUACAGAGUCCACGCAACUACCGCACGAAGUGCUGGGCCUCCACCGUAUCAAGCUGAAGAAAAUGAUAUUGACUACGUCUUUACUUAUGAUGAUGGAUCUCCAGUUACUUUAGAAGCUGAAAGUGUAAUUAUAGCCGAAGAAAGAAAAUCAAAAACUUGCGAGGAUACUGAUUUCCGAUGUACUCCAAAGCUAUGUAUUUCCUUGACAAUGGUCUGUGAUGGUAACAGGGAUUGCAACGAUGGUAAAGAUGAACUAAAUUGCCAAGAAUACACUCAACGAUUCUCUACUACCAAAAAUUCCAAGCUAGUAGUAGUAGAAAACCAAAGAUGGAUAAACAUAACUCACUCAACGUGCGCCUUACUCUGUAUCCAAAAUACUAAGUUCACUUGUAGAUCGUUUACCUACAGCAGACCAGACAGGACUUGUUUCCUCUCCGACAAGAAUAUCGGUCUGACCGGAUCUUUACAACAACAUAAAUCGAGCGAUUACUAUGAACUGAAAGAUGGUACCAUCGACUGUUCCGACAAAUCCAAAUAUUUCCAAUGUUCAAACAAAAAAUGUUUGACCAAAGAAUAUUUGUGCGACGGAUACGACGAUUGUGGUGAUAGAGAAGAUGAAAAGCAUUGCGAUCCUCAAAAAUUUGGUUACAAAAUAAAGCUAGCUGGUUCUUCAGAGAGACAUGAAGGAAGAAUUGAAGUAACAGCAUUUGGUAGUACAGGAUACAUCUGUGAUGAUGAAUUUGGAAUAGCAGAUGCCAAUGUAAUAUGCAAAGAACUAGGAUUUGAACUAGGCGCAGCAGAAAUAAAAGGCCAAUCACAAUACGCUAAGGAUUUAAAGGAAAGCAACACACUUUACAUGAUUGAUAAUUUAAAUUGUCGUGGAAAUGAAUCUACAAUUAUAGAUUGCAAUUUCCCGGGCUGGGGAAUUCACAACUGUAAAGAUCAAGAAAUAGCUGGUGUUAUUUGUAAAACCCCUCAAGAAAAAUGUGCCGAUGAUUUAUGGAAAUGCGAUAGUGGCAAGGAAUGUAUACCAUUCGACUUCGUUUGUGAUGGUGUAGAAGAUUGUGCCGAUAGUUCAGAUGAGAGUAGCAAGCAUUGCGAGGCCCCGACCGAACUCCGUUUAAUAGGCGGUUCUCAUCCAGCCGAAGGUCGAAUCGAAAUUAAACAUAACGGAAUCUGGGGCUCUAUUUGUGAUGAUGAUUUCAAUGAAGAUGCCGGCAAAGUUGUGUGCAAAUUUUUAGGUUAUAAAGGAAGCGUUGCUGUCAAAAAAGAGGCUUACUUUGGAGCAGGUGUUGGUCCAAUUUGGUUGGACCAAGUAUCCUGUUUCGGCAACGAAACUGAACUGCACCAAUGUACGCACUGGAAUUGGGGCGAACACAAUUGUGAACAUAGCGAAGACGUUGGUGUAAUUUGUUCCAACAAUGUACAAGAAGUCAAAAUCGAAAGACACUCAAAUCUACCCACCACCAUUGAAACAGGCUUGCCAACAAAGUGUGGUUUUAGGAAAGAUAAUCAGUUUGUCGUCCAUGAUUUGAUCCAUGCUAGAGUUAUUGGUGGUGGUGUGGCUAGAAAAGGAGACUAUCCAUGGCAGGCUGCUUUAAAAGUUCGAGUAAAAGACAAAUCGGCCCAUUGGUGCGGUGCGAUAAUAAUUUCUAGCCAAUGGGUCCUUACAGCAGCUCACUGUCUACAGGGCUAUACAAAGGGUGCUUACAUAAUAGUGGCGGGAGAGUAUAAUACUGACGAAAAUGAAGGAACUGAACAACAAAAAUAUAUAGACGAGUUCUUUAUACACGAAAAGUUCAGAAAAGGACAUAAAUUAAACAACGAUAUAGCUCUAAUUAAAGUUAAAGGUACAGGAUUCGUACUAAAUGACGAUAUUCAACCAAUUUGUUUGGCUGACAGUGAUGCGGAUUAUAGUAAGGAAUUGAACUGUACCAUAUCUGGAUUCGGUUCUAUUAAAAGUGGAGUUUCAGCAUAUUCCCGUGAUUUGCUUGCCGCAUGGAUACCCAUACAUUCCCAAGACAUUUGCAAGAUGCCUCAUGUAUACGGUGAUGCUUUGACUGAAAAUAUGGUAUGUGCUGGAUCCUUGGAUGGUGGUUUGGACGCAUGCGACGGUGAUAGCGGAGGACCACUAGCUUGUUUGGACCAAGGAGUAUUUACGCUAUACGGUAUCACAUCGUGGGGUCAACAUUGUGGCUAUGCCAAUAAACCUGGAGUGUAUGUCAAAGUAGGAAAUUAUAAACAGUGGAUAGAAGAUACGAUUUCAAAGCACUCCCAGUGAUAUUUUACAAGAUUAUAGGUCAUCAAGCAUGAACGAUUUUAUAGCAUUAAUAUUAAAGAACCCUGCACUAAUUCUUAAUGUUUUUGCAUUUCGGUCAAAUUUGAUGAAGUUAUCAGAGACCAUGCAGUAACUUCCGCUGAUAAAUAAUCUGUGAUCGGUUUGUUCAAAAAUGACUUAGUUUUUGUUGCGGCACUUUGAAGUUGAUAGGAAGAGGUCAUUCUCUUUUCUCAUUUUUUCUUUAUAUAAAACAUUAAAGUUAAUUAUUAUUACCAAUAUUGUAUUUAAUAAUUAUUAGGAAAAAUGCCGAUCGUUUCUAAGUUUGAAUAUUAUAAGGUAGUAACUAAUUUUGAAUUUUACAGGGUAGUAACUAAAUGAUCGUAAUACGAGAAUUUGUGGGUGCAUUCAAAAUUGGCAGAGCUUACAACAAAUUUUAGGCAUUUUUCUUAAGAUUUAUUAUUAUCCAAAAAUGGUGAAUGUAUAUAGUUGACAGCAUCAUAUAAAAUUGCUUAUUUUUCUUAAACCGCUAAUUUUAUGGAACUCAAACAAGAGUUAGGUACUUUCUAUUGAAAAAAUAUUUGAUAAAUGAAAUAAUACAAUAUUCCAAAUAAUUUAAUAUUUAAUAUAAAGAAAAUGAAAGGAGAGGAUCAUAUCUUCCUAUUACCUUCAAAGUGUUGUAAAACAAAAACUAAAUCAUUUUUGAUCAAAUCCAUCCAGUGGCGGCAUGUAACCUAAUAAUUUGGAAGUACACAGCUUUAGAAUAAAAGAAGAAAUCACAUUUGGGAAGCGCACAUGUGCACUUACUAAGGAAUCGUCACUGAACCGAUCAGAGAUUAAUGAUAAACAAAAGGGACUGUAUGGUCUCUGACAAUUUCACCAUUAAGUAUUGGUGCGGGGUCCUUUAACAUUCUGUAAGCCUGACGUGUUACAUUUAAUAAACAAGUUUCAUUUGUUUUGUAAAAUAAAAAGCAGUUUUAUUACUAUUUUAAUUAUGGUGAUUUUUCGUAAAAUUGCAACAGUCAAAGUUCCUGUUAAAGUAAUUUAUAUUACAAAAUGUAACUGUAUAAAAAUGUGUUUUAGUAUUAAGUUUUAACAAAAUAAAAUAUUUUUUUAUCUUCUA
Molecule: messenger RNA, 6744 nt
Organism: Psylliodes chrysocephalus
Lineage: Eukaryota; Metazoa; Arthropoda; Insecta; Coleoptera; Chrysomelidae
Source: the annotation of a GenBank genome assembly